This is a messenger RNA of Drosophila takahashii, 550 nucleotides long. Lineage: Eukaryota; Metazoa; Arthropoda; Insecta; Diptera; Drosophilidae. The record is from RefSeq and is a predicted model, not a curated record.
UCCGUGGAUGCGGUUGUUCAGAAAUGAUAAUAUUGUGGCUCGUGGGUGCUUUAAUUGUGCUCGUGCACUGGCUUUAUAGGGUCAACCAGGAUUACUGCGUUCUUGGGUUCUUCGCCAAAAGAAUUCGAACGAAGGAUGGGAAGCCCGUGGAAAGCGUAGCUCCCUUGGUCAAGGGCAGUACCAUAUUUGCCAACAGCUUCGACUUGUACGGCAAAGAUCACUCUGGUGUUUUUAAUCACUCACGUGACUGUGCAAAAAAAAUGGGCGAGAGCUACUUUGAAUAUGGGAUGGGAACGGCCAUUUACAAUGUUAUCGAUGCGCAUAACGCGGAACAUGUACUAAAUGAUCCGAAUCUAAUAAACAAAGCAAUUGUGUACAACUUUCUUCAUCCGUUUCUGAGAACUGGAUUGUUGACAUCCACAGGAAGGAAAUGGCACGCAAGACGGAAGAUGCUUACUCCAACGUUCCAUUUCAACAUACUGAAUCAGUUUCAGGAGGUCUUCAAGUGAGUUUAACAAAUUCAAUAUGACACAUAUUUUGAACUUAUAUU